Messenger RNA from Talaromyces proteolyticus, 2449 nucleotides. Its product is annotated as P-loop containing nucleoside triphosphate hydrolase protein. The transcript has 5 exons. The record is from RefSeq and is a predicted model, not a curated record. Lineage: Eukaryota; Fungi; Ascomycota; Eurotiomycetes; Eurotiales; Trichocomaceae. Gene Ontology annotation, molecular function: ATP hydrolysis activity; ATP binding. The coding region runs from base 153 to 2324 and encodes 723 amino acids.
CAGAAUAAACGCUGUAGGGACUUUUGGCGGACUUUUCAGUCCUUUUUUUAGAGGGGUUUCUUCUAGCUUACCCCCACGUCAGCCUUUCAAUCCAAUGAAAGUUCGAGCGCCACCGAUACUUGACAGUCCUGCUUUCAGCCUCCGAGUGUUCAAUGCGCCCAAUAAACCCGACAAUAUAUAUAUCCCGAAUCUAUAUACCAUCUCCAGAGCGGUCUUCGAAUGACAAUAUUGAACGUGUCAAUACGUUGAAAUUUUCAGUACAUAAAAUUGCGACUGUGGUAUUUGUCUCUCUCUUUAUAACAACCCCAUUACGUCUUUUUCAGACGUCGUCGACUAACAUGAACGACUUUGCUGAUCUAUCAACUUGGGGGGACUGGGAUCUCUUGACUGGCAUCGUAAACGAAACACCUGUUCAGACUCCAGGUAUGAAGCUGGAGUUGAAAUGUUAUGAUAUCCGCGAGAAUUCCAAAGGGGACAGAGUUCCUCUCCAAACCGGUAGGAAGAUAUCUUACGCUGCGGAACCUGAGGAAGCAAACGACUCUGCUAUGGUCGUCACAAAGACGUACUACAAAGACCAUACUCUGAAACAGACAGAGCUUGUUAUCCAGUCGCCUUAUAUUAUAGAGGCUAUAGAAUCAACUGUGCCCAAGAAGUAUCCAGGUACAAAUAUCACCAACAAGAAGAUCACAAUAUUUGGAAAUCCGGAAUGUUUGUUCCAUUACCGAAAAGAGCUCGUCGCAUAUGGUCGGCAACUCCAGGAUAGGACCGCUGCAGAGCAUGUGGCAUUCACCUUGAAUUACAUGGGUAAAGCGCUGGCUGACGAUAUUGCACAUUACAAAAAUUGCGCUGCAAAGCGUGAUCAACCUCCAGGGCUGGAUUUUGAUCGAUUAUGGAUGGAGUACAGACCUGGAGACUUGAUAUACGUAAAGGGCCGACGCGAGUCGUGGGUUGGAAGGCUGAUAUCCAUGAAACAUUCAGGCUUCCUUAUAACCAAUUGGUGGUUAACGCUGGAGAGGAUCACAUUGAUCGAAGAACUCUUAUACGUUUCCGAAAUAGUCGUUGUAUCAUCGUACAACGGAUUCAAAUACUUCAAAGAUCUGAACGCAUUUCCUUUGCGAUUUCAUCCUGACCGUAAAUCCAUCGAGCGAAAAAUGAUACAAAGAGGAAAAGCUUUCCAUGCUCUGAGAGGCGUGCAUCAACGGUUUUACAGUGGAAUUGCGCGAUGGGCUUCGGACAGGAAAACAGACCGCGAUUACGAUGAUGAUUGCCAUUUCGAAAAUUUUCAAGUUAAGAGUCGUGUUAUUAUCGACAACCAGUCUUACAUAGAAGCGCGUCCGGAUCAUACAGACCAAGAUUGCUAUGAAACAAGUAGAAUUGUCGAAGAGCUUGCCGAUCUAGUGUCUGAUGAGCAUCUUAUGAUAUGCCAUCAUGAAGUUUUUGGAUUCUCGCUGACCGACAAACGUUGGUGCGCAUUUAAUCUGGAUAACUUGCACGAGAUUAGUUUUGAUGCCGAAGCAUUUGAUAAUCUGAUCCUACCUGAUGAACAGAAAGGGACGUUAUUGGCCUUGGCCAAAACGUACACUGAUACCAAAUUCGAGUACGACGAUUUUAUCACAGGAAAAGGGAGGGGAUUGAUAAUUUUGCUGCAUGGAGAUCCUGGGUUAGGUAAAACACUUACUGCGGAAAGUACCGCAGACUAUAUCCAAAGACCUCUUUACCCUAUCCGCAGUGGAGAUUUGGGCAUUGAGGCGUCGGCUUUGGAAAAGUCUCUGGCAGACUCAUUUGCACAGGCUGCUAAAUGGAACGCCAUCAUUCUCUUGGACGAAGCAGAUGUGUUUCUCGAAGCACGCCAGCGAAACGAACUCCAGCGGAACAGUCUUGUUUCAAUCUUCUUACGGACCCUCGAGUACUAUCAAGGCUUCAUGUUCUUGACAACAAACCGCAUCGACUCCUUUGAUCCAGCGUUCAAAUCAAGAAUACAUUUGACGAUCAAGUAUCAUGCAUUAUCGACUGAGUCCAGACGGAUCUUGUGGCACAGCUUCAUCACCAAUGGGUCGAUGGAGUACGAUCAGUCAUGCCUUAACGAAAAGGUGCUGAAUGAGCUGGCGGCAACUUAUCUCAAUGGUCGCCAAAUUCGCAAUAUGGUACGGACGUCUUACGCGAUAGCUGCCAGCACUGGUUCUAUUCUGACGGCGCAGCAUCUGAGAAGGACUCUCAGGGCGAUGGCUGAAUUCGAACUGGAUCUGAAUGAGAAUUCGCCGCCGUCAGAAUCCCGUGAGCUAGAUAUGCAGUCAGGCUCCAACAAGCGACGACGAUUGGACUAGGCGAGGGCGAUUGAACAUUUGAAUCCAAAGCAUGGCGUUGAUCGAUCGAUUGAGUUGAUAUCGAACAUAUGAAUGCUCGAGGACAAAAAUAAUAAAGACCAGACAGAUCUAUAUGAUGUGAUAAG